Messenger RNA from Pungitius pungitius (ninespine stickleback), 6225 nucleotides. It is a transcript of the gene st8sia3, whose product is annotated as ST8 alpha-N-acetyl-neuraminide alpha-2,8-sialyltransferase 3. The transcript has 5 exons. Gene Ontology annotation, molecular function: alpha-N-acetylneuraminate alpha-2,8-sialyltransferase activity. The coding region runs from base 1 to 999 and encodes 332 amino acids. NCBI's taxonomy places the organism in Eukaryota, Metazoa, Chordata, Actinopteri, Perciformes, Gasterosteidae. The record is from RefSeq and is a predicted model, not a curated record. Gene Ontology annotation, biological process: oligosaccharide metabolic process; N-glycan processing.
AUGAUCAGCGAGAGGCCGCCUCGUAAACCUGACCUGAGAUCCCAGCUGGCUCUGAAGUAUCUGGACCCAGCUUUCAGUCCUCUGACCAACGCUCUGGGCGAGGACCUGCAGAACUCCUCCAGAUGGACCUACAACAGCUCUGCUUUUCUACAGCUGAAAAACGACAUCUCUCAAUACAUCGACAUCCCCCACAACUUCACACUGACGAGAGACUCAGUCCGAAUCGGACAGCUGAUGCACUACGACUACUCCAGCCACAAGUACGUUUUCUCCAUCGGCGAGAACUUCCGCUCGCUUCUCCCCGAGGUCUCGCCCAUCCUCAACAAGCACUACAACGUGUGCGCCGUGGUCGGCAACAGCGGCAUCCUCACCGGCUCACGCUGCGGCCCCCAGAUCGAGAAGUUCGACUUUGUCUUCAGAUGCAACUUUGCGCCGACGGAGAUCUUUAAGAAGGACGUCGGGCGUCGGACCAACAUGACGACCUUUAACCCCAGUAUCCUGGAGAAAUACUACAACAAUUUACUGACUGUGCAGGACAGGAACAACUUCUUCCUGAGCCUGAAGAAGCUUGACGGUGUCAUUCUGUGGAUCCCGGCGUUUUUCUUCCACACGUCGGCCACGGUGACGAGGACGCUGGUUGACUUCUUCGUGGAGCAUCGAGGUCAGCUGAAGGUCCGGCUGGCUUGGCCUGGAAACAUCAUGCAGUAUGUCAACAGCUACUGGAAAACCAAGCAGCUGUCGCCGAAGCGCCUGAGCACCGGCAUCCUGAUGUACACGCUGGCGUCCACCAUGUGCGACCAGAUCCACCUGUACGGCUUCUGGCCCUUCGGCUGGGACCCCAACACGGGCAAGGAGCUGCCGUACCACUACUACGACAAGAAGGGCACCAAGUUCACCACCAAAUGGCAGGAGUCCCACCAGCUGCCCGCCGAGUUCAAACUGCUCUACAAGAUGCACAGGGAGGGACUGCUGAAGCUCUCCCUCUCCCACUGCGCGUAGGCCUCAGAGCUGGGUGUGAAAACCUUUCGGACUCCUUCCACGGGCCGGUUGUCAGGACGACAAGGCAGACGAGGGAAGGUGUCAUUGUGGCUUCCUGUUGGUGCGCUGGGAACCGUUUGCGCGGUAAAGCAACAGCGCGAGUGACAAAGAGUCUGUUCUUUUUCUAAUUGCCAAAGGUUCUGAAGAGCAAGGCGGAUGGACUUUUGGAAGACGCAGCUUCCGCUUUGCUUCAACCUUGAAUUGCUUCAUGGUGUUUUUAUUUGUCACUCUUAUCACUACAAAUAAGACUGACAUGGACGCUGCAUCAGAGAAGGUAGAUUCCUUCAGCACGAAAACACAAAAGCUGAAGGCGGCUCAAGUGUGGCUGUGAUUUCACGUGGUGCCACAAAGCAAAACCCUGAUCAGGCCCAUCCAAUAUAGAUGGAAGCAAAUGCAGAGAUUGUCGUGUGUGUUUUAUAGUUUGUAAAAACCUCUGUUGUGUUAUUAUAAAACACAGUGCAGUGUUUUGGCAUCAUAUAACCUUUAAUCAAGAUGGACUCCCUGAAUCAUAUUUAAUUGCACGACUUGCACCUGAAGCGACCACCAACAGGCCUGUUGGUUGUUUUAACACAGUGCUCCUUUCGGCCUGAUGCCCAGUAGGCAGCAAUAUGGUAGUUUGAUUACUGUGGCAGAGGUAAACAUUGGAUAUACGUGUAGUGUGAAUGGAAAAGCAUUCAUCUUGGGAAAUUAAGCUUCAUCUUGUCAAUACUUCCGUAGAGGAUUAGGGCCACGUCCAAAGGAAUCGGACUUUGGGCUACAAUUGAAUAAAUAAUUCAAUCAUAUUGUUGGAUGUUAAACCAUUUGGAUCCACCAGGAACAGUACAGAAACGGGCAGGACUGUAGUUGUGUUUGGUCCUUUGCUCCAUUAAAUUUAGGUAUUUGGCAGUUUUAAAAAAUAACUAUAAGAAUGAGUGCAAAAUUUGAGUACAAUAAUAAUCACAAGCUUAAGCAUUUAGUCCCAGGUCUAUAAAAGAUUUGACUUGUCAUAGAGAUAAAGAUUUAUUCUUAAUGCUGCAUAAUAACUUUAUAAAGUUGUUACACCUCAAGUGUAAAAAAGCUUUCUAUUAACACUACAGCAGACACAGAAGAACAUCAACAUCGUUUAAGUUGUUUUUGAGUCCGGCUGAUGAAUGUAACUGUAUUGUAUUUACUCUCUUUUAGCUCUAUUUUUGGUCUCCGCCAACUAAAAGAUAAUUUCUUUUAGCUGCUAAAUGCUCCACUUUUUUCACCAGCAAGUCCUUAAGUGUUAAAGCCAGCAGGAGUCUGAGGUUCCAGUAGAAUCUCUUCUCUGCACAAGUGUAAACCGGUGUAAACAUCGAAUACAAUCCAACCCUUUACCACAGCAGCAUCCAGCACAACCAUCACUUGUAUAAAGACUGAGUCAGCCUGUGUGUCCGUGAGACAUCUUUAACAGACAUGUUAGAGUGAACAACAUACAAAGGUAGGAAUGUUUGCUGACUUUGUAAACUGUACAAACAGUGAAAUGACCACAGCAACAAAUCUGAAGAGACAGUUUGAGAAACGGAUGAGGCAUCUAAAGGCCUUACAAUUUAGGGUAGGGCUCUGUAUGUCUGUUAUGUUCAAAUAUAUUUGUAAUUUACUUCUUUUUUCCCAAAAGUGGCAGACUUAGUUUGUAAAGAUUAUUAAUGUUAGCUAGCUGGUUGUGUAGCCAGCACUAUGCAACUUAUCAGGAGGAUUCACUUUCAGCCAGUAUGCUGCCGUCUUUGAAUACAACCUAAUUUGCGCCACACCCGAUUCAUCACCCUGACCUCCACACUCUUCUGCUAUGUUCACUUUACGAGGGACCAACCGACCUAAUGGAGAGGCGUGACCAAGUACAGUGUGGAGGGUACAGGAAGUGUGGGAUCAGAGAAGGAUGACGCGCAGGAAGAGGUUUUAUAUACCAGAAUGGUUUAUUUUAACCCCUUUUCCAAAACCUAUCCAAGUAGGUUGUUGUGAAUCUAAGGAGAUUGCUGGCAGAGAAGCAAACGUCAAAGUGAAGGGGACCGCAGUUCAAGGCAGCUCAAUUUUAGAUUUAGAGUGGGUGACAGGCGUCAGUUUGUAUUUUCACGUUACAGGAUUACGAUGAAAACGACUUGUCACGUGAUGCGUUGUCGUUCGUGGCGUGAACAUAGCAUUACUUUCCACCUUGCCAUGGGGAAGGCGGGUCACCCAGAAGUUGGGGAAGGGUUCUAAUUGCCAAUCAAUUCCAGGCCAAACGAGCUGAUGAUCAUGGAAUUUCCAUUUAUCUGAUCUCAUGGCAACGGUAAAGUCCAGAGUGGAUUGAUCUAAUAUUUACAAUAUUGAGGGGCCUUUAUUUUGGACGUAUCCUAGAUUUAUGUCAAAUUAAGUAAUCUGCAUUGGACUACAAUGUCCUGAAGGUCAUUGUAAUCAUCGGAUUAUUUUAACACCACACUAACUGUAUUACUAAUAUACAUGCUCAUGCCCAAUCAUGUCCACUUGCAUAAAAGUCCCACUACCCGCAACUAAAAAGUACACCCAAUGUUUGCCCCAUAACUAAGUCUGCUGCUUUCAUCAUUAAAGAAAAACAUUAGAUGUUUCCUUCAUGAAGAAACUGAUCCUAAUUUCCAUUUUUUUGGCCUUUUAAUACGUCCAACACAAGAAUGUGGGACACUAGAGGAGGCCGCGUAUUCUCACACUCAUGAAUAGCAAUUCAUCUGUAAAUAACAACUACAAGUGUUUGGUGUCAUUGGUAGCACUGUAAUGAGAUUAUACAUCAAAGUUAUACAGACGUUAGUCUAAACUCCAGCCUAAGUGAGGUUAACGGGUUGUUGGGAAUACCAGAUAAGCACAUAAUUGUUGCACAUUUGUUGUGUGGAAUGAAGGUUUUUCUCGUCCAUCAAGUGUGUGAUAAGUGUUGAUUAGAUUUAAGGAUUUGAGAUGGUCAGUGAUACCUGCUGCAGUGUUUCUGUACACAGGUAGGGGCUGAUUCAUGUUUCUGCUGCUGCAAAUGAGGGACACUCUGCAUAAAACAUGGUGUUUAGACGUAUCUAAUGUGAAUCAUCAUAUCUGACGUGCUUUUUUUUUUCAUUUAUACACAUAUUUGCUUCAAUUAGUUAAUGAGUCACAACAAAGGGAGAACCAUGGACUUUUUUGUAACCUGCAGCUGUUUCAACUCCUCUUCGUUGUUUUCUUAUUCUCUGGAAUGAGACGUCUAUAAUUUCAAAUGAAACCAUUUCUGGACUUGAGGGUCAAAUAUGGAAGUAAAUCUGUGUCAUCGGGGGUUGAAAUAAAAAGGUGAUUGAAUUUCUCCUGAUCUUGAAUCUAGAAUCGAUUGCUCUUCCUUAGUGUCCCGGAUGUUGACGUCUCACGGCUGAAUGUUUUGGGUUGAAUAUUGUAACCAUGAUUUCUUUUGCGGCUGAAUAGUUUAACAGUGAUUUUUUUUAGGUUGAAUUUUUUUGCGGUGUUUUAAUGUUGAAAAACAUUCAGGUACAUAAUUUCAAUGCAUAAAUAUUCAGUGCUAGAAAUUCAAUCACCUUUUUAUUUCAACCCCCGAUGGCACAGAUUUACUUCCAUAGUCAAACCCACUAUUUUAUAAUAUGGGGGGUGUUAUUAACAUAUAAAUUAAUUUGAUUUUUGUCCUCUUUUGUCAGCAUUUAUUUUUGUAAUAUACAAUCAGUCGGUAUCAGGUAACGUUUUUUUUUCUUAUUUUUUUGAAUGAUAUGACUGAGGCGUGCUCCAUGUCUGUAGAGAUUGUCUGUGAAGGGUGUUAUAUAUUUAAACAGCAAUGCUUCAGUUCAAGAACAUGUUUUACUCAUCCACUACUUGAAAGAAAAUAUAUAUUCUCUGUAUUGAUUUAAUAAUUGAGUCAUUCAAAUGAAUUAAAGUAUCCAUUUGACAAAGUGAGUCUUGUUUUGAGUGGACUGCAUGUGGUUUUUUAUGUUAGGACUGGGCCAGAGCUAAAAGUGUACCAAUGUUUCCCCCCUUUGACCGAACCAAUGUGGUCAACAUAAGCGAGUCAAAAUGAGUUUUUAUUUGUUUAGUUGGAAACUUUGAUCUGACAACAUAAGAAAGACGCAAACACACACGCGUGUUAAAAUGAUUUCAAAAUGCACUUUUCCAAAAAUGUACCAAUUCUCACAAUACUCACAAAAUUAUAGAAAUGGAAAUAUCUGGUCUUUAAACUUGAGAAAUGCAAACAGAGAUUAUGUCAGCAGCAACCGCCUUCAGGUCGAUACUAUGCUGCCGGGUUUUAGGGAGUGUGGUCAGAGGUCGGAGGUCAAAGGUCAGGGAGCCUCUUCUGAACUGUGUAGAGGUUCAAAGAGGAGGACGGGUCAAGGGGAAUUGGUUAGAAAUUAUAUAUUUAGACGACAGUGUUUUUUGUUACUUGAAUUAAAUUAAAACAUAAACAAUCCUUACGAUGUGAAUAUCUACAUAGAAUGGAAAAUUAAUAUAAUUUCCUUAAAAAAAUAAGUCUGUGAUAUGAAACUGAGAUAUUUGAUUUGAAUAAGAGUGCUACACACAAAUGUAGUAAACUGCACAUAAUAAACCAUUCUAUUGCCCUCACUGUGUGGAUUUAUUAAUAUCUCCUACGGUAACUCAUAAUAACUACACCAGCAGAUCUGAUAUAUUAAUAAUGAUCACAAUAACAUUUAACCGAGCAACCAAAAUGAAACUAAUAAAAUGAUGAAAAACGUGUGUUUCCAUGUGGGGACCAGAAACAAGCGUCACAAGAAUGUAGGUCAGCGUGUAUGUAAAUUAGAAAGGUCAGAUGGCGUGCGCUGAGGGUAGCUGACCUCUGAACUCUCCCCCUUUUAGCUGCUUCAUGUCAUCAGCUGGUAACAAAAGAAAACCCGCAGGAGUCAAAAAUUGGAUUUGAAACACGCCUUGGUAAUCUCCCAGAAAGGGAUUAUCCUUCUUUUGAACAGAAUCAUUUUUAAACAAUCAUUUUGGAAAUUGUAUCGUUUGGUGUUUGGUAAAAUAUAAUUAUAAUAAUUCAACAACGCUGUCAAUUUGAUUCAAGAAACAUGUAUAACUGUUUUUUUCCUGCAAUCAAAUGAGUGUCAUUUGUCAUCUUUUUUAUGUUAUAGUGUUAUUAGCCUUUUUUAUAUAAAAAGGAUUUAUCAUGAACUGGCAGAAACAUUUGAAAGGAUGAAACUUUAUUGAUCACCGUGGGAGAAUAAUGUCACUGCUGAAACAUGAUGAUUAAAAAGAUUUGUUUACGAG